Pezoporus occidentalis (night parrot) is the source of this 1230-nucleotide messenger RNA. RefSeq names its product myo-inositol oxygenase (gene MIOX). The transcript has 10 exons. Gene Ontology annotation, cellular component: cytoplasm. The record is from RefSeq and is a predicted model, not a curated record. Gene Ontology annotation, biological process: inositol catabolic process. Lineage: Eukaryota; Metazoa; Chordata; Aves; Psittaciformes; Psittacidae. Bases 73 to 921 code for a protein of 282 amino acids. Gene Ontology annotation, molecular function: iron ion binding; inositol oxygenase activity.
CAUUGUCCCGCGGGGAUAAAGCCGGGGGGGGGCCGAGCAGGGCCAGAGCCGAGCACCCACAGCCCCGCCGCCAUGAGCAGCCAACGGGUGGAAUCCAACUGCCCUGAGGAGCUGCCCCCCAGCACGGCCGAGCCCCGGCACCAGUACCGCAACUACACGGAGGGGAAGCUGCUGGAGCGGGUGUACAACACGUACCGGCUCAUGCACACACACCAGACCGUGGACUUCGUGCGCAAGAAGUGUGCGCAGUACGGGCCGUGCUCACAGCGCCGCAUGACUGUGAUGGAGGCCCUGGAGCUGCUGGAUGAGCUGGUGGAUGAGUCCGACCCAGACGUGGACUUCCCCAACUCCUUCCAUGCCUACCAGACAGCAGAGGGCAUCCGCAAGGCCCACCCUGACAAAGACUGGUUCCACCUCGUGGGGCUGCUGCACGACCUGGGCAAGGUGCUGGCGCUGUUUGGGGAACCCCAGUGGGCCGUGGUGGGGGACACCUUCCCCGUGGGCUGCAAAGUGCAGAAGUCAGUGGUGUUUGGAGACUCCACCUUCCACAACAACCCCGACACCAAGGACCCCCGGUACAGCACUGAGUACGGGAUGUACCAGCCCCGCUGCGGCCUGGAGAAUGUCCUCAUGUCCUGGGGACACGAUGAGUACAUGUACCGGGUCAUGAAGUUCAACAACUUCACCCUGCCCAAGGAGGCCUUCUACAUGGUGCGGUUCCACUCCUUCUACCCCUGGCACGCACACGGGGACUACCUGCACCUCUGCAGCGAGGAGGACCUUCGCAUGCUGCCCUGGGUGCGCGAGCUCAACAAGUUCGACCUGUACACGAAGCAGGAGGAGCUGCCUGACGUGCAGCAGCUCCGCAGCUACUACCAGUCGCUCAUCGACAAGUACUGCCCUGGGGAGCUCUGCUGGUGAGGGGGAGGCACACUGGGAGCACCCCCAACCCGGGGGCAGCGCUGGGACCACACCAGGACCCCCACUGCACCAGGACUGUCACUGCACCAAAACGGGUCCCCCCUUUGCGCCAGGACCCCCAGUACCACACUGAAUUGGGAUCCCCACCACCAUACCCCACUGAGACCCCCAGGGCAAGGCACCGGGAUCCCUGCCACAAAGACACAAUGCACUGGGACCCCCACCAUACUGCAGCGAGACCUCACUGUGCUGCAGUGGGACCCCCGGUAUAGUACACCAGAACUACCACUGUGACCCAUGGUAUCACAC